Messenger RNA from Symbiodinium sp. CCMP2592, 1086 nucleotides. The record is from the annotation of a GenBank genome assembly. Lineage: Eukaryota; Dinophyceae; Suessiales; Symbiodiniaceae.
AUGUUUGCGCUGCUCGCCGUAGGGGCGAUUCUCGCAGCCAGCUCUGCUGUCAAUGUUGGCGGCAAGGGCAAGACCGCGCUGCUCAUCGUGGAUGUGCAGGAUUGCUUCUUGCCCAAUGGUUCCCUGGGAGUCAGCGGCUCUGACAGGAUUCUGGAGAAGAUCCAGCAAAUCUACGACGACAAAGGAUGUCUCUUCGACUUGGUUGUGAGGUCCCAGGACUUUCAUCCGCCAGGACACAUCUCCUUCGCAAGCGUCCAUGGUCUCCCUCCCUUUGCCGACGUGUCCUUAGGAAAGGGUGAGUUGCCCAUCACGUGUGUGGAGGCCACGGACGGGAACAUCCAGGAUGCUUCUUGCUGCCCCAGCUACUUCCUGAACCCCUCGGAGUUCAACUGCUCAGAGGUUCUGUGCCCAGGAGACGGCAACAACUUCAUGUACAACGCCAGCGACAGCAUCAUCACAGGGAAUCCGGCAUGCACCAUCUGCAAUGCAACUCCAGAGCAAUGCUUCAAGACAACACAGCGGAUGUGGACGGAUCACUGUGAGUUUGAUGGGGACAGCGCCCUGGAGUUGGACAUACCAUCGGAGAUCGUCCAGAAAGGAAACACCAAGUUCGUGGACGCCUACAGUGCCUUUGCGGACAACACCAACAACUUGCAGACGCCCCUGGAUGACAUACUCCAGGGGAAGGGGAUCGAGACGCUUUUCAUCGUCGGCAUCGCCACGGAUGUCGUUGUGGACUACACGGUCCGCGAUGCCGUCACGCGCGGAUACAAGGUCGUAGUGGUCGGCGAUGCGACAGCUGGCAUCUCUCCCCAAACGGAGGCCGCUGCGUUGGAGGCGUUUGUGGCACUCGACGGCGUGCAGGUGGUGAACACCACGGACGUCAUGGAUUUUCCAUGCAGCAAGAAAUGGUUAUCAUGGAAACCGUUCCGGCGCUUUUUCCCGCGCUUUCGCCGGAAGGGUUAUUAUGGGCAGAGCCAGGGAACGAUGGCUGCCGUUGGCACGGACGCCGAGCCGACACGCCAUGAGUCGGAAAGCGAUGCUGUGCACUUCAUGCAGGAAGUCAAGGGCGGCCAGGACCUGUAG